AUGGCUGGAGACCUUGAUGACCCGGUAGUGACGGUGCACCAGAGCAUAGGAGAAGCUAAGGAGCAGUUCUACUAUGAGAGGACCGUGUUUCUGCGCUGCGUGGCCAAUUCCAACCCACCUGUCCGCUACAGCUGGCAUCGUGGGAGAGAGGUCCUGACGCAGGGCUCGGACAAGGGGGUGGAGAUCUACGAGCCCUUUUUCACUCAGGGGGAAACGAAGAUUUUGAAGCUGAAGAACCUGCGUCCUCAAGACUACGCCAACUACAGCUGCAUCGCCUCUGUGAGAAAUGUGUGUGGGAUCCCUGACCGCAGUGUUAUCUUCAGACUCACCAAUAAGACAGCCUCCCCGUCCAUCAAGCUGCUGGUGGAGGAUCCUAUCGUGGUGAAUCCUGGCCAGACGGUAUCCUUGGUGUGCAUCACCACAGGUGGAGAGCCGCCCCCGAUUCUCACCUGGGUCAGCAGCAAUGACAGUCUGCCACAAAGGAGCGUGGUGAAGGGCGGCACGCUCACACUCCCGGCCAUCACCUCAGACGAGGCGGGAGUCUACAGCUGCGUGGCCAGCAACAACGUGGGGAACCCGGCAAAGAAGUCCACCACCAUUGUGGUGCGAGCUUUGAAAAAGGGGCGGUUCUGGAUCACUCCUGACCCCUACCACAAUGACGACAACAUCCAGAUCGGACGUGAGGUCAAGAUAUCAUGUCAGGUAUUGUUGCACUGGCAAAGCCACCCCCCAGAGGAGCUGACUUUCAGCUGGCUGAAGAAUGGCCGUGCCCUGCGGAGCUCCGAGCGUAUGGUCAUCACCCAGACGGACCCCGACAUCUCCCCCGGGACCACCAACCUGGACAUCAUAGACCUCAAGUUCACUGACUUCGGCACAUACACCUGUGUGGCGGCGCUGAAGGGAGGCGGCAUCCCAGAGAUCAGCAUUGACGUCAACAUCUCUUCCACAACUGGUGAGCCUCACACCCCUUUUCCUCGGGCAAGUCCCCUGGUGGCCCGCGAGGGUGACACAGUGGAGCUGGAGUGCCUUGUUUCAGGGAAGCCCAAGCCCAUCAUCCUGUGGUCGAGAGCCGAUAAGGAGGCGCCCAUGCCGGACGGCAGUAUGCAGAUGGAGAGCUACGACGGCGUGCUGCGUAUUGUUAAUGUGUCCAGGGAGAUGACGGGCUCAUAUCGCUGCCAGACCAGCCAGUUUAAUGGGUUCAACGUGAAGCCCCGGGAGGCCGUGGUGGAGCUGAUCGUACAAU
Messenger RNA from Epinephelus fuscoguttatus (brown-marbled grouper), 1243 nucleotides. RefSeq names its product MAM domain-containing glycosylphosphatidylinositol anchor protein 2-like. Gene Ontology annotation, molecular function: axon guidance receptor activity. The record is from RefSeq and is a predicted model, not a curated record. Gene Ontology annotation, cellular component: axon; neuronal cell body; plasma membrane. The transcript is spliced from 7 exons. Gene Ontology annotation, biological process: synapse organization; homophilic cell-cell adhesion. NCBI's taxonomy places the organism in Eukaryota, Metazoa, Chordata, Actinopteri, Perciformes, Serranidae. The annotation marks the transcript as partial.